AUGAAGCUAUCUAUUGCAGCCCAGUGCCUGUCGUUUGGAGCUCUCAUAUUACCUUUAGUAACUGCAUCUCCUCGACCCACUCUUGAUGAGGUUACGGAAAAGCUAGCGAUCGGUAACUACACUGGACAAGGUCUUCAAAAGAUAGCGGAUUUCCUCAACACCUUAGACCAUUAUGAGCGCCCUCAACUUGGUCUACCCGUUAGUUGCACCUUAGAAUCUUUUCAUUUGGCACAAAACUGCCAUGAACUUCGCUGA
Messenger RNA from Penicillium angulare, 255 nucleotides. RefSeq lists its product as uncharacterized. The coding region runs from base 1 to 255 and encodes 84 amino acids. The record is from RefSeq and is a predicted model, not a curated record. Lineage: Eukaryota; Fungi; Ascomycota; Eurotiomycetes; Eurotiales; Aspergillaceae. The transcript has 2 exons.